CUGCCCACCGACCGCUCUUCAAAAUGUCUCCUGCGCUGCAUCGGACCGACGACUGCUAUACUAUUACUGACUUCGAGAUUGGCAAGCGGCUCUUCACGACUCACAUGGCUCUACAGUUAGUCGAGGCCUCACCUGAAGGCAGAGAAAGUGCCGAUCUGACCCAGUUAGACUCCCUAAUCACUGCGUACGACUUCGAAGAAGCUAUUGCCGCGUUGGUAAAAGCUGGCUUGGAUGUUCCCCGGGCGGAACUGGUUUGCGAUGAAACCUAUCAGGACAUCCUUUAUAAAAUCAUCGGGCGUAGCAGACUGGGUGACACGCACUUAAAAGAAUCCUUUCCCAAAUUGAUGGCGGCACUACCGUUGCUGGGUUCACCGACUGGUGGGGUAGACCUCAUGGUCGAUAACCUCACUCAAGGGGUACAGAAUGGGUUUAUCACGAGUCCCCAGGACGCAGAGGCUGACAUUUGGAUGUAUACCUGCCGCCUGUGGGAGGAUGCUCAAAACAGGGGAGUGGGGGCACCCAAGGUAGUGGAAACACGCAUUAGCAACAUCCCACCAAAGUUCCGUGUCACCAUUCAGUACCGUGGAGUGGAAGCCUUUGGUGAGGGUAGAAACAAGAAAGUAGCGCGCCAUAUUGCCGCCAAAGGUGCUUGUGGGAAACUCAACAUUCGGCUAGGCUAG
Molecule: messenger RNA, 680 nt
Organism: Aspergillus caelatus
Lineage: Eukaryota; Fungi; Ascomycota; Eurotiomycetes; Eurotiales; Aspergillaceae
Product: double-stranded RNA binding motif domain-containing protein
Exons: 3
Coding region: 24-680 (218 amino acids)
Source: RefSeq, a predicted model, not a curated record